CGCCCGGGCGGGGCGGAGCGUUCCGGGGCGCCGUUUCCGCCGCGGUCGGGGCCCGUUGCGGCGGCGGGCAGCAUGCUGAGCCCGCGGGAGCGCGGCGGUGAGCUGGCCCGCUUCUACACGGUGACGGAGCCGCGGCGGCACCCCCGCGGGCACACCGUCUACAAGGUCACGGCGCGGAUUGUUUCGAGAAAGAAUCCAGAGGAUGUCCAGGAGAUAGUCGUUUGGAAGAGAUACAGCGACUUUAAGAAACUGCACAAAGAUCUCUGGCAAAUUCAUAAAAACCUCUGCAGACAGACAGAACUCUUUCCACCUUUUGCCAAAGCGAUAGUGUUUGGGCGAUUUGAUGAAACCGUGAUUGAAGAAAGAAGGCAAUGUGCUGAAGACCUGUUGCAGUUUUCUGCUAAUAUCCCCGCUCUCUAUAACAGCAAACAACUUGAAGAGUUCUUUAAGGGUGGAGAGGUGCAUGAUGGAUCUGAAUUGAUUGGUCCUGUUGAGCCUCUGUCUGACGCUCUGACUGACAACCUGUCCGACUGCAGCUCUGAAGUUCGGAAAGACUUAAGCGGACUUGAUGAUGUGACACUUACAAGCCAGUCGGAAUGUGGAGGCUUCUCCAGUGACAGUGACCUGAUCUCUCUGACAGUUGAUAUAGACUCUCUUGCUGAAUUAGAUGAUGGAAUGGCAUCCAACCACAGUUCUCCCAGUAGAGCUGUUGGCCUUUGCCUUGCUUCUGAGCCCCCAGUACAAAGCACGGUGGCAUCUGAGCAGGAGUGGAGCAAACCUGAAGGAGAGAGGGAGAGCCAUGGUCUGUUUACUGGGAGCUUAAAACCCAAGCCUGGCAAACAAGAUUACUUGGAGAAAGCAGGCGAGUUGAUAAAGCUAGCCUUGAAAAAGGAGGAAGAAGAAGACUAUGAAGCUGCCUUCAGCUUUUAUAGAAAGGGUGUUGAUUUACUUCUGGAAGGUGUUCAAGGUGAAUCAAGUCCAACUCGUCGAGAAGCGGUGAAAAGGAAGACUGCAGAAUACCUUAUGCGAGCUGAAAAAAUUUCCAGUCUCUACCAUAAAUCCUCUGAAGAUGCAUCUGUUUCUAUGCCUCCAGGAUCACUAAGUUCAAGGCCCUCUUGGAACCUAAGGAGCCCUGCCGAGGAACUGAAGGCCUUCAGAGUCCUUGGGGUGAUUGACAAGGUUUUACUUGUAAUGGACACUAGAACUCAGCAGACUUUUAUACUGAAGGGUCUAAGGAAAAGUAGUGAGUACAGCAGGAGCAGAACGACCAUCAUCCCCCGCUGUGUGCCCAACAUGGUGUGUCUGCACAAGUACAUCAUCUCCGAGGAGUCUGUCUUUCUCAUAUUACAGCAUGCAGAAGGAGGAAAACUGUGGUCGUAUGUCAGUAAAUUCUUAAACACGAGUCCUGAAGAGAGCUUUGAAAUUCCUGAACCCAAAAUAUCCAGUUCAACUAAAAUUCACCUGGAGCGGCCGACACCCAGCCCUAAAGAAAUUAGUAGCAGCACAGAUUCCAGAGAAAGCUAUGGGGAGAACAUGCUGAAGGUGGUCCCGCUGAGGAGCAGCCUAACGCCAAGCUCUCAGGAUGACAGCAGCAACCAGGAAGAUGGCCAAGAGAGUUCAAAAUGGAUGGACUCAGCAUCCAGCUCAGAAGAAGAGUGCACUACUAGUUAUCUAACGUUAUGUAAUGAAUAUGGGCAAGAAAAAAUUGAUUCUGGCUCUCUCAAUGAGGAACCUGUGGUUAAAGUGGAGAGUCAAAGUUUGAACAUCAAGGAGAGAAAUUUACAGAAAUGCACUGUUGCUGGCAGUGAUAGCUUCAGCUCUCAGGUUCCAUCUCAAGAGCUAAAGCUUUUCAUUGAUGAUGCUGAAUCAGAAAUAGCUAGUCCUACACGGAUAUUGGACUCGUUAACCAAAUCAAAGAACAGCCCUAUGGAACUUUUCAGAAUCGACAGCAAAGAUAGCGCUAGUGAGCUUCUGGGACUGGAUUUGGGAGAAAAAUUGUAUAACCUGAAAUCAGAACCUUUGAAGCCAUUGUUCUCUGUGCCAGGUCAUGACAGAAGCUUGGAUGCCCUGGAGAACAAAAUGGGUGUGAAAGCUCAGGAUACCGUAAGCAGGGGUUCAAACGACUCUGUGCCAGUUAUCUCGUUUAAGGAUGCUGCGUUCGAUGAUGUUAGUAGUAUUGAUGAAGGCAGGCCUGAUCUCCUAAUAAACUUACCCGGUAUGUCUGAUGCAACUGAGGAGGCAGCAGUGUCAAGGCCUGCCAAGUUUACAAAAACUGAUAUGGAUGUCUUGGAAGUAAAAUUAUUAGAAACACCUGAUGUCUUACAAUUAAAUAAUUCUGCAGAACAAUGCAAAACAUUUAAUCAAGAGCCAAAUCACGUGACACCAGAACAGGGUGAUACUUCCCCCAAGGAAGUAAAUGGACAAAGCGGUGUCACUCAGGGAGCUCUCGGGACCUUCUUUACUUCUGACGCAGAGGUAGGUAGUUCAGAAGACGGGGCUCUGUUUCAAGGGCCUGGAGCCUGCUCCUUAAACAUGCCAAGCAAAGAAGAAAGUUUGUUUGUUUCCAACCUGCUCUCAGGUGCUCAAGAUGUUAGCUUGGACAGAGACACGAUAAGAAAUGAAGCAGUGUUGCUGUUUUCUGAUCAAACUGAAGACUUUGGGAAAGAGGAAACAAACCUGUCUUUGUUACCAGCAGCUGAAAGUGAACAGACAGCACCAAAGAGGGAAGACAAAAUAGCAGUAGCAGGGGAGAAGGAUAUACACCAAAUUUUUCAGGACCUUGAUGAAAGAUUAGCGAUAACCUCCAGGUUUUAUAUCCCAGAGGACUGCAUUCAAAGAUGGGCAGCUGAAAUGGUUGUAGCCCUUGAUGCUUUACAUAGAGAAGGAAUUGUGUGCCGCGAUUUGAACCCAAACAACAUCUUAUUGAAUGAUAGAGGACACAUUCAGCUAACGUAUUUUAGCAGGUGGAGGGAGGUUGAAGAUUCCUGUGACAACGAUGCCAUAGAGAGAAUGUACUGUGCCCCAGAGGUUGGAGCUAUCCUAGAAGAGACAGAAGCCUGUGACUGGUGGAGCCUGGGUGCCAUUCUUUUUGAACUGCUCACAGGGAAGACUCUGGUCGAGUGCCAUCCAUCAGGAAUAAACACUCACACUUCUUUAAGUAUACCAGACCAUGUAUCAAAGGAAGCCAGAUCGCUGAUUCAGCAGCUUUUGCAGUUUAAUCCUGCGGAGCGUCUUGGUGCUGGUGUUGCUGGUGUUGAAGACAUCAAAUCCCAUCCAUUUUUUGCCCUCAUAGAAUGGGCAGAUCUGGUGAAAUGAGAGAUGCGCUCGCCCUCCGAACAAACUCAGGUCAAGUGGACAAGUUUUUCUGGCACAGAAGAACACCGACUUUCUUCCUUCGGGUGUCCCAAAUCCUUGGACAUUGUAACUGAAGGAGGCCGGACCAAUCAUGCCAAAAGCGAACAACUUUAACAGGACUCACCGAUUGUGCAGGGUGCUAGCUUAUUUUUAUGGCAACUGGCUGCUAUAUGUGUGUAGAUCCUUUCACCAAAGGGUGAUUUGUGAUGAAACUGCUGUGUAGCAUGCUUAGCGCUGCCAGACUGUCAGCUAAGUGACAGUGCCCUCCUGGUGCUUUGUCUGGUGAUGGAAGUGUCUGUAGAGUGUGCCAGUUGAAAAUAUCUUUUAUACUGUAUGUCAGUAGACCAUUUCCCUAUGCUAAGUGCAGCUGGGGGAGGGAGGGGAACAAAUAAUUUAUUAAUGGUAUAUGCUGAAUAAAAUACUAAAAUGCUUUCUGUGAAACUUGACACAUUAAAAAUAGUAUAUCCAUUAAAAAUUAAGAAAGCUGUUGCAUAAUACUGUGGAAUGUGUCUUGAAAAUGGCAUAUCACUUCAAACGGUGGAAAGAACAUAUAAAAGGCAAAUAAUUCUGUCAAAUGUUGUACUUUGUUGGCUGGCAUUGUCUGUUUAAAACUCUUGACUCUGUUAUAUUUGAUGAGCUACGUGUUAAUGUCACUACAGAAAGGGAGACCUUUUCCUCAGCCAGAUAAACACUGCUUUUGCAACUUGAUAAGGAGCAAGAAGACACAGUGCUAAAUAAAUGUAUAGAUUACACAAGGAAAA
Molecule: messenger RNA, 4115 nt
Organism: Numida meleagris (helmeted guineafowl)
Lineage: Eukaryota; Metazoa; Chordata; Aves; Galliformes; Numididae
Gene: RPS6KC1
Product: ribosomal protein S6 kinase C1
Exons: 16
Coding region: 73-3315 (1080 amino acids)
Biological process (GO): protein phosphorylation
Cellular component (GO): early endosome
Molecular function (GO): ATP binding; phosphatidylinositol binding; protein kinase activity
Source: RefSeq, a predicted model, not a curated record